AAAUAACCAUCACCUACACCUACAACCGAUCACCACCGCACCUUUAAAACUAUGUCGGAAUCCAUGGUGGUUCACCACGGCGGAUGCCACUGUAAACGCGUGCGAUGGCGCGCCCAAUCACCACCCAACGUCGUCGCAUGGUGGUGCAACUGCUCGGAUUGUACCAUGAGACAAAACACUCAUUUUGUCGUUCCUUUCGACCGAUUCGAGCUUCUCGGAGACUCCGAGAAGUUUGUCACCACCUACACUUUUGGCACUCAUUCAGCAAAGCAUACUUUUUGCAAGGUUUGUGGGAUAACAUCCUUUUAUACAACGCGGUCCAACAGCGGAAUCGCGAUUACGUAUCGGUGUGUCAAUCCGGGGACGUUGAAUCAUGUGGAGGUGAAGCAUUAUGAUGGGGUGAAUUGGGAGAAGUCACAUAAUGCAGAACAUGAAUGAUUUCUCAAAGGUAAGUUUGGUGUAAGAGUUUAAGGAUUCGCAAAUAUCUCAAAACUUGUGUUGUAGUGCUCUUUUUUUUUUUCGUGUAAUACAUGUUUAUAUUAAACGUAGGUAUAUGCAAAAUAAUAUCGUUUAAACUAUUAACUAGUUUAACUUA
Messenger RNA from Helianthus annuus (common sunflower), 595 nucleotides. RefSeq names its product centromere protein V. The record is from RefSeq and is a predicted model, not a curated record. Gene Ontology annotation, molecular function: carbon-sulfur lyase activity. The transcript has a single exon. The coding region runs from base 52 to 438 and encodes 128 amino acids. NCBI's taxonomy places the organism in Eukaryota, Viridiplantae, Streptophyta, Magnoliopsida, Asterales, Asteraceae.